AUGUCCCCAGCUUCUGAGACGCCUCCCGCAAAUCCCCACGCUGUGGCCAGUUCCUCUGCUGCUGCUGACCGCGCUGUGCGAAUCCCGGCGUGCCGGGACCCCCUUCCAGGCGCGCAGGCAGGUUUCCAGCAGGACCCCUUGCCCUCGCCUGGCCUGGGAGCAGCGCGGGGCCGCUGCCAGCAGCGCAGCCCGGAGAGCCGCCGCUGCCCCGGCAGAGGAGCCAGCGGGGAGCCGAACCGCGUGGCGCAUGGAGCGGCCUUCCCUGCUCCUCACCCGCGCUCGGCCUUCGUGGCUCUGCGGGGGGUUUCUUCAAGCAGAGUUCACGGCCCUGAUACCACCCAAAAAGUGUCCAAAGAGAAAAACGUGAACAAGGACAAGCACGAAUUCAACUUUGAAAAAGCUCGUUUGGAAGUGCACAGGUUUGGGAUCACCGGCUAUGAGAAGCAGGAGCAACGCGUGUUGGAGCGGGAGCGGGCCAUCAUGCUGGGGGCCAAGCCCCCCAAAAGAGAACAUGUGAACUACAAGAUUUACCAGGAGAAAAUGAGAGAGAAAAGGACAAUGAAGGAUGACAGUAACGGAAAGGAACAUAAAGGAGGCCCUCUUAAGAAGAGGAAGAAAGAAAAGAAGGAGAGGAUGGCCAAAAAGAAGAAAUCGGUCCCCAGCAUUUGGCCUGCAGGACAAGUUGGAAAAUUCAGAGAUGGGACCUUGAUUCUGCAUAGCAGUGACAUAAAGAAAAUUAAAUCAUCUAAAGUUAUCAAAUGAACUUACAACACAGAAUGAAAUGGACAAUAAAAACAUGAUAUAUUGCCACCACAACACAUCUACAAAUAUUCUUGCCUUCCCACCACAUCCUAACUCUUUUAUUUGGCUUUUAGUUUCACAAUUUCCCAUCUUCUCUUCUGCUCUG
Messenger RNA from Tinamus guttatus (white-throated tinamou), 907 nucleotides. The record is from RefSeq and is a predicted model, not a curated record. Lineage: Eukaryota; Metazoa; Chordata; Aves; Tinamiformes; Tinamidae.